Molecule: messenger RNA, 666 nt
Organism: Suhomyces tanzawaensis NRRL Y-17324
Lineage: Eukaryota; Fungi; Ascomycota; Pichiomycetes; Serinales; Debaryomycetaceae
Product: ureidoglycolate hydrolase
Exons: 1
Coding region: 1-666 (221 amino acids)
Biological process (GO): allantoin catabolic process
Molecular function (GO): ureidoglycolate lyase activity; ureidoglycolate hydrolase activity
Source: RefSeq, a predicted model, not a curated record
AUGCCUCUUCACACCUUCGAUACGUCCAAGCUUCCUGGCCCCGUGUUUGCCGAGGCAUUGAGCCCCGAGUCGUUUGCACCUUACGGUGGGGUCAUGAGUGCAGAUCAACAGAUCCAAAGGGCCCAGAGCUCAGCUGCUAACUACGGAACUGCGGUCAAACUACACAAGGUGGCCCCCAUAGUGAACAACUACGCUCACAGUCCAAACACACAGCCCGCCACUGCCAACUGGAACAUUUUCCGCUGCUCUGCUCCCCGGAAAUUGAUCACCAACCAGGGCACCUUCAAGAUAUACAACUCCAAAGUGUUGGAAAGACACCCAUACUCUACUCAAACGUUCAUUCCCAUGGGCCAACACGCAGACCAGGUGUCGUAUAUUGUUAUCGUGGCCCUCACCGACGAAUCCAGCCCCCAAAAGCUCCCAGAUCCAACCACGGUGAAGGCAUUUCUAUGCAGGGGAAACCAGUCUGUCACGUAUGGAGCAGGCACCUGGCACGCUCCGAUGGUGGUCAUUGACGAGAGCGUCAAGCACAUCGACUUUGCCGUGCUCAUCCACGAAAACGGGGUAGCAGAUGACGAUUGCCAGGAAUGCUAUUUCGAACCCGGCUACCAAAUCAAGUAUGCCACCCCUUCAGGAAGCAAAAAUUCUAGCAGGGCUAGAUUGUAG